AUGGGCGGCGCGGCGGCGGGUACCAAGUGGAUCCACCACAUCCAGCGCCUCAGCGCGGUGAAGGUGUCGGCGGAGGCGGUGGAACGGGGCCAGAGCCGCGUCAUCGACGCCUCCCUCACCCUCAUCCGCGAGCGCGCAAAGCUCAAGGCAGAGUUCCUACGUGCUCUGGGUGGCGUGAAAGCUUCAGCGGCGCUCUUAGGGGUCCCUCUUGGUCACAACUCGUCCUUUUUGCAAGGCCCUGCAUUUGCUCCUCCACGCAUAAGGGAGGCCAUUUGGUGUGGAAGCACAAAUUCUAGCACAGAGGAAGGCAAAGAAUUGAAUGAUCCUCGGGUGCUAACUGAUGUUGGUGAUGUCCCCAUUCAAGAGAUCCGUGACUGUGGCGUUGAAGAUGACAGAUUGAUGCAUGUAAUUAGUGAGUCUGUUAAAACACUGAUGGAGGAGGAGCCUCUUCGACCGUUGGUGUUAGGAGGCGAUCACUCGAUAUCUUAUCCAGUGGUUAGGGCUGUGUCUGAAAAGCUUGGAGGACCUGUUGAUAUUCUUCAUCUUGAUGCACAUCCAGAUAUCUAUGAUUGUUUUGAAGGGAACACUUAUUCACAUGCCUCUUCAUUUGCUAGAAUAAUGGAAGGUGGUUAUGCCAGGAGACUGCUACAGGUUGGAUUGAGAUCAAUUACCAAAGAAGGGCGUGAGCAAGGGAAGAGAUUUGGUGUGGAACAGUAUGAGAUGCGAACCUUCUCAAAGGACCGAGAGAAGCUUGAGAAUCUGAAACUUGGGGAAGGUGUAAAGGGAGUGUAUGUCUCAGUUGAUGUGGACUGCCUUGACCCAGCGUUUGCUCCUGGGGUCUCUCACAUUGAACCAGGAGGCCUCUCGUUCCGCGAUGUGCUCAACAUCCUCCAGAAUUUGCAGGGUGAUGUUGUCGCCGCUGAUGUGGUGGAGUUCAACCCACAGCGCGACACGGUGGAUGGGAUGACAGCCAUGGUCGCCGCUAAACUGGUCCGGGAGCUCACUGCUAAGAUCUCCAAACCCGCCUCGCGCCGCGGUCGUCAUGGGCGGCGGCGCCUCCUCGACGCCGUCCCCUCCGUCCGCUGCCUCGUCAGCACGGCCGCGGGCGUUGACCACAUCGACCUCGCCGAGUGCGCGCGCCGCGGCGUCGCCGUCGCCAACUCGGGGACGGUCUACUCCGCCGACGUCGCGGACCACGCCGUCGGCAUGCUCGUCGACGUGCUGCGGCGCGUCUCGGCGGCGGAGCGGUUCGUUCGGCGCCGGCUCUGGCUGCUGCAGGACGGCGGCUACCCUCUCGCCUCCAAGCUAGGGGGCAAGCGUGUCGGCAUCAUCGGACUGGGGAACAUUGGUUUGCUGAUUGCAAAGAGGCUUGAGGCUUUUGGCUGUGUCGUCUACUACAACUCCAGAAGGCCCAAGGAUUCGGUCUCUUACAAGUAUUUCUCAAAUGUUCACCAUCUUGCUUCUGAAUCAGACAUCCUCGUCGUCGCCUGCGCGCUGAACAAGGAGACGAGGCACAUCGUGAACAAGGACGUUCUGGAGGCCCUAGGGAAGGAUGGGAUCGUCGUAAACAUCGGCCGAGGCUCCAACAUCGACGAGGCCGCCUUAGUCGGUGCACUGAAAGAGGGGAGGAUUGCAGGUGCUGGCCUCGAAGUCGUUGAGAAUGAACCCAAGGUGCCUGUAGAGCUCUUGUCCAUGGACAAUGUGGUGCUGACGCCUCGUUCAGCAGUUUACACGAUGGAGUCGAGGUCGGACCUGUGUGAGCACCUGAUUUGCAACCUCGAAGCUUUCUUUGCCGGGAAGCCACUGAUCACGCCCGGUCGUGUUGCAGUGCAGGCUAGUUCAGUCCAGCUAUUGGGAGGUAACAAUACUUUUACCACGAGCUAG
Miscanthus lutarioriparius is the source of this 1884-nucleotide messenger RNA. The record is from the annotation of a GenBank genome assembly. Lineage: Eukaryota; Viridiplantae; Streptophyta; Magnoliopsida; Poales; Poaceae.